GUUCUUGGGCUCAAACGUAUCACCACAUUCAGCAAUCGGGUGGUACUGCGCGACUGGGGCCGCAUGCUGGUAGCAACAUCCAGAGGGAUGGACUACGUUUCGUGGGUAUAUCUUUCCACCGAAGACCAGGGGCGCAUUUCCCUUUUGGCCCCAGAUUCAUUAAACCCCAAGCCAGGCCACAUGAGCCACAAAGAUAUAGACAUGGAGAAAUGCCGACACUUUAUUGAGUAUCUUCAGCCGGACGGAUCGUGA
Cladophialophora immunda is the source of this 252-nucleotide messenger RNA. RefSeq lists its product as uncharacterized. The transcript has a single exon. Lineage: Eukaryota; Fungi; Ascomycota; Eurotiomycetes; Chaetothyriales; Herpotrichiellaceae. The record is from RefSeq and is a predicted model, not a curated record. The annotation marks the transcript as partial.